Messenger RNA from Paralichthys olivaceus (Japanese flounder), 1679 nucleotides. It is a transcript of the gene tor1, whose product is annotated as torsin family 1. Gene Ontology annotation, biological process: protein localization to nucleus; nuclear membrane organization. The record is from RefSeq and is a predicted model, not a curated record. NCBI's taxonomy places the organism in Eukaryota, Metazoa, Chordata, Actinopteri, Pleuronectiformes, Paralichthyidae. Gene Ontology annotation, molecular function: ATP hydrolysis activity; kinesin binding; ATP binding. Gene Ontology annotation, cellular component: nuclear envelope; endoplasmic reticulum lumen; endoplasmic reticulum.
AUGACACCGAAGAGGAGUCAGGUCCUGCUGCUGUGGCUGCUCCUCUGCUCCGGGGCCGGGACCGAGGCCCUAGAGCCCGUCAGCACCACGAUCGCGGUCGGCGUGGCUGCGACCCUGACGGCGUUCAUCGCCAGCUACAGGAACAUUUUCAACUAUUUCUACGAGUGCUGCCACCCCGAGUGGAUUGUUUUCAACAGGACAGCUCUUGAGGCUGACCUGAACAGAAAACUGUUUGGACAGCACAUCGCGUCACGCAUCAUCCUGAAAGCCGUGAAUGGAUUCAUGAACAACGACAACCCGAAGAAGCCCCUGGUGCUUUCUCUGCACGGGUGGACCGGCACAGGGAAGAACUUUAUCAGCAAGCUGAUUGCUAAUAACAUUUACAAGGAGGGAACGAAGAGCAGCUUUUUUCAUUUAUUCGCAUCCACGUAUCACUUCCCACAUUCAAGUCAAUAUCUUCACUACAAGUCCCAGUUACAGCAGUGGAUCAAAGGGAAUGUCUCCAACUGUGAACGCUCCAUGUUCGUCUUUGACGAGAUGGACAAGAUGCAUCCUGGCUUGAUUGACGGCAUUAAGCCGUACCUGGACUACUACGACAAGCUGGAUGGAGUUUCAUAUCGGAAAGCUAUCUUCAUCUUCCUCAGCAACGCCGGGUCCGACAAAAUCGACCAAACAGCUUUAGAUUUCUGGAAAGCAGGACAAAACCGAGAGGAGAUCGAGCUGAAAGACCUGGAAUCCUUGCUCUCCUUAUCAGUGUUCAACAACCACCAAAGUGGCUUUUACCGUACAAGUUUGAUUGACAAGAACCUGGUGGACUUCUUCGUCCCCUUGCUGCCUCUGGAGUACCAGCACGUCGUCCAGUGCACUAUGGCCGAGAUGAGAGCCAGAGGAAUGCAGCCGGACCAGAGUUUGGCAGACAAGGUGGCCAAAGAUUUACUCUAUUUCCCUAAAUCUGAAAGGGUCUUCGCUGUGACAGGCUGCAAGACGAUAGAAAGCAAGCUGGACUACUACUUGUAACGUCACCGUGAGAUGGACGCUGCGUUCAAACACUGCACUUUUUAAAUGAAAACCGCUCUCUGCCAAAUGACUAAAGAGAGGGAGUCAAGUCAAGAAAUCUGGAGAGGUCUUCUUCAGAGGUUUCUGUGUGAGCCCGUAUCAGCAGCACUUCAAUGCUACAUCUCGCUUACACUGAAUGAAGGGGUUUAAUGAAAGCACACAGUGCCAGCUGAAUGAAGAAGACAAUAAGAUGAGACAGCCAUCCUUUGUAACUGGUGAAGGGGGUUGAUUGUUUUUUUAUGUCACACACCAGUGGGUUUUAAAGAGGGCAUCGUUUUGCUGAGUGUCUUAAAGGUGUCCUGAAACUAUGUCACGCCACUUUUGGCAUUCAUUUUUAAUGUGUAAUCUAUAUACAUGGUUUACUGGAUAACACUUGCCUUAAUUCUUACUGUCAUGAUUUUCGUAGUAUCUGCUGUCCUUUUAUAAACGUCCACAGGUUCAUUACCCGUUGGACUGACACUCUCACUGUUCAUUUGAAAAACUAUGUGAUGCAGCAAACUGCAAUUGUUGUGUACAUAGUUAAAUCUUGAAAUAUCUAGGUGUAAAUCUACUAGGGAUGAGGAUCCAGAGAAUCUUUCUACACCAGGUCUGGAGCAGUGCAUGAACUCAGGAUAGUAUAACAC